AUGGAAUCGUCCAUUCCAAAAUGCAUUUUAUUCCCUCAAAAUCAUUUCAUUCCCCCUGUUUUUUCCAAUUCCAUUCCCUCUUCACCCGUCAUUAACAACACCACAACCCACCAUCGUUGCCACCACCCACCGUUAUAUGCCGCCGUCACCCACCUCCACCUUCAUCGCCACCCACCACCGCCGCCACCCGACACCACCGCCACCCACCUCCGUCCCUGCCACCGCCAUCGCCGCCACCCACUGUCCCCACUGCCACCUCCGAUCACCGCCACCACCCACCUUCGACCAUCGCCGCUGCCACCUUCGAUCACUGCCGCAGUCGCCACCAACCUCCACCACCGCUAUCAACCGCCACCAGCCACCGCCAUCGCCGCUACCACCUGCGACCACCCACCUCCGCGAUCACCCACCACCGUUGUCACCACCUGCCGUCGUCUCCACCCACCACCACCGCCAACUACCGCCACUGCUACAACUACCACCUAA
Molecule: messenger RNA, 486 nt
Organism: Helianthus annuus (common sunflower)
Lineage: Eukaryota; Viridiplantae; Streptophyta; Magnoliopsida; Asterales; Asteraceae
Product: formin-like protein 14
Exons: 1
Coding region: 1-486 (161 amino acids)
Source: RefSeq, a predicted model, not a curated record